Messenger RNA from Saccostrea cuccullata (small rock oyster), 4144 nucleotides. RefSeq names its product low-density lipoprotein receptor-related protein 4-like. The record is from RefSeq and is a predicted model, not a curated record. Bases 235 to 4044 code for a protein of 1269 amino acids. The transcript has 21 exons. Lineage: Eukaryota; Metazoa; Mollusca; Bivalvia; Ostreida; Ostreidae.
ACAGGUGCUCUGAAAAAAAAAAUCACAAACAUUAUAAGACUCUGCUCAUUACCUUUGUUUGUUACUCAGUGAGUAAUCAUUUAGAUUUUAAAAGUACAGAUACACAUAUGGACAUAAACUACGUCCAGUUAACCGUAUAAAAAUGUUGCUUGAAAUUCAGGAAGUAAAAAUAGUCAUAGACUGAGGAUAUUAAAGACACCGCAUUGUUGAUUUGUUCAAAACCAUAGAGUGGAAAUGAAGGAAAACAAGCUCAGCCAUGGAUUUAUUUAUUUAGUGUUCAUUUUUGCUCACGCAGUUUCUAAACCUGCGUUUUUCCCAGAUAUCCCAUACUUAUUCUGGACAGCAAAGACAAAUUGGAUAUUUUACCAGAACAAUACCGAACAAUGGGUCCUUAACAAUACAAACCCAAAUAUAUAUAGCUUCAGUUACGGGGAUACAAAACACAAACAUCUAGGAUGUUCUUACGAUUUUGAAAGGGGAUUUAUCAUCUUCAGUGACAAUAACGCCAAUACCAUAACACUUCUAGGCGAGUUAAGUAAUGGAGCCGCUCAGGGGGCCUUUGUCCACGUCGGCACCUCCUCUGGUGUUGGACACGUCGCUGUGGACUGGGUCAGUUCCAAUGUCUACUGGUCAGAUAGUUUGUUUGGCUGGAUAGGACUUCAAGCUCUUCCCAAAAACUUGGGAUCAGCAGCAUUUAACACGAAAUUCAGGGUUGUGGUGGAUAAGUUCCUGGACGUUCCUUCCGGUCUUGCCGUGCAUGCCGGUAAAAGAUUACUAUUUUGGACAGACAUUGGGACACAACCAAAAAUAGAGCGUUCUUCCUCUGACGGUUCUGACAGGAGAAUCCUCGUUUGGUCCGGGAUCAUUAAGCCUGAGUCUGUGACUGUGGACAUACACAACAACCUGCUAUACUUCACAGACUCUGCGCGGGAAACUGUAGAGUCAUGUGACCUAGAGGGAAACUCGAGGCGUAUUCUUUUUUACGAGACAAACUCCUACUUCUACGGCGUGGAAACUUUUAAGAAUUUAGUUUUCGUCUCGGACCAGUCAACAGAUCGCAUUCUGGUCCUCUCUAACUCGACAGGACACAGAGUAACACGUCCGGUGACAGUGGAGUCUACUCCAUUUUCUUUAGGUUUGUUUGCUGAAGCCAAUCAACCACAGAGUUCAACAGCAUGUGACACUUUCGGCUGUAACCAGAUCUGUAUCACGGAGUUGUCUGGGGCUAGAUGUCUUUGUGAGGAUGGCUUUUCUUUAUCAGACGACAAUAAAACGUGUAAAGAGACAAACAAACAAUUAAAAAGGAGCAUUUUGGUGGCAGCUGGACCUAAAAUCUGUCAUAUCACCAUCACCGCCAUCAAUUCCUUCAAAUAUGUCCCUUCUCCAAUGAAUUGCGAUAUUAUAGCAUCAACACCUGCUGAUGUUUCAUACUUUGCAGCUUCAAUACAAUCCAAUGAAAUAUUUCUUGCAAAAGAGAAUACCAUUUACAGACAAAAAUUAUUUGAAACUUCUAAUGCUUCCAAUUUUUCAACUCAAAACCGAAUCUUAGGGUUAGAUUACGACUGGGUCACUGACACGUUAUAUUGGAGUGAGGAUACAGUAACCAAGAUUUAUGCAUGGAAUGUAUCAACAGAAAGAGACAGUAACACACUAGAGAUAUCUGCACCAAAUAUGGGGAUUCCUAAAGCAUUAAGAGUGGAUCCGUUUAAAAGGAGGAUAUUUUAUAUUGAUGCAUCCACACAAAGUUCAAUAAAGGUUAUUAAUUUAGAAGAUAGAAGCGUUCAGGUAUUAGAAAGCAUUGGUGUCGUAUCACCAGACCAUUUGAUUUACAAUCGCCGAAAGGACAUAGUAUUCUGGAGUGACAGUGGAAGACCCUCACUGGGCUCAUUAAAAUCAGAUGGAAGCAACACAAACUUUAAGCAGCUUCCUCAAGGAGUAACCUACUCAGGAAUAACGGUGUACAAGGAUUAUCUGCUAUGGUUGUCUAUGGAUCAGACAAAGCAUUACUUGAACGUUCAGGAAAGCACAGUCCUAAGCUCACCCAUUGAUAUCACAAUGCCCCUAUCACUAGGAGUUUCUAAAACAAGUGAUAUGCGUAUAUUUGAUAAAGCUUUACAACCAUCUGUAAAAGAACCUUGUAUUGUGGACAACGAUGGUUGCCAACACCUAUGUAUUGUAGAAGGAGACACUAGUCAAUGUGUUUGUCGUGUGGGAUAUACUCUUCAGCCUGACGGAAAGUCCUGUCUCUCUGCUCCAGUUGAAAAUAAUUUCUUGUUGACCACGGAUAUUCAACUGAACAUGAUCUACCAAAUAGAUCAAAAUAAUCAAGAUAUACAUACGAUUAACAUUUUGCCUGGGAGUCCUCAUGUUCUGGACUAUGACGACAUCAGAGGAGAAAUCGUCUGGUGGGACAAAUCUAAAAAUACCAUACGAAAAAGUUCUUUUGAUGGAACCAUUGAAAAAGCUGUAAAAGGUGGUGUCAUGGAUGUUCGAGGAUUAAGUGUUGACGAUUCGACUGGAAAUAUAUUUUACACUUCGAGUGAAGAUAUUUUCGUAACUUCUAGUUCUGGAAAUGUGUUUCGCAAGCUUUUAAGUCGUGGAAAUAUCGGUUCCUUACAAGUAGAUUCCAGACGAGGAAUAAUGGUAUGGAUUGAAGGUCGACCAAACCCCCGAAUUGCCAGGUCUUAUAUGGAUGGCACAAAUAUGGAAACAAUCAUAUCGAACUUAUCCCAUCCGAUUAUUACCCCUAUGGAUUUGACUAUCGAUGAUAAAGAUGGAAGUAUUGUAUGGUGUGACGAUACCCUGGACAAGAUUGAAAUUAUCAACAUGAAAACACUUACUCCACGAAUAGUAGUGAUUAACAGGGGAGAAUACCCCGUGUCUGUGGCGGUUCUAGGAGAAUUUAUCUACUAUAUUGCAAGAGAUAGAAGAUCUAUAAGGAAGAUUUCUAAAAUAUCGGGCUCUAAUCCGUCUGUAGUUGUUUCGUCUCCUCUGUUCGGGAAACUGUUGCAUUUAACAAUUUACAAAGGAAGUGACCAGAUUUUACAUAAACUUUGUUCCAACCAAAACGGUAUGUGUAGCAAGUUUUGUUUGCCAAAAGGUGAAAAUAAUAAGAUAUGUGCAUGUGAAGAUGGCGUCCAAGUAGGUUCAAAUGACCUGUGCCCAGGUGAUGUACAAUGCCCUUCCACGAUUAACCACGGGAGAAUUCCAGCUACAUGUAGACGAUUUGCUGGGGACAUGUGUCAAUUUACCUGUGAUGAGGGUUAUCAUACAGGUUUGCCAGGCAGCACUCGGCUUCUUUGUGGGUCUACAGGACAGUGGAACCAGACUAACAAUUUAUGUACAGUUAUAAAAUGUAAAAAUUCUUUCGAAAAUGGAAUCAUAUCACACGGUUGUAGUCUAGCGACUGGAUCAACCUGUGGGUACACGUGUCACGACGGUUAUACAAAGUCUGGGUCUGCAUCUCUAAUGUGCAACAACAAUGGUGAAUGGAACGAGGAUCUAAGCCAACUAUGCAAACUUGUGGAGGGGGAAAACUUGGCGGCCGUAGCAGGAGGAGGGGUCGCUGGGACAGUUGUGGUGGUGAUUCUCAUUGUUAUCAUCGUCAUUGUAGUUAAAAGACGAAACAACGAAGAAAAUUCAAACAAGCAACAGUUAAACACUGGACAAGCCUAUAUCACCCCGAGUGAGAUAAGUGCCAGUGCCCUUUCAGAAUCUCAGCUCAGUACGUACACGACUCUUUCAGAAGACAGGGAGAGUGUUUACGACGAAAUUCCACACGAUUAUGAGGAUCAGUCAAAAAUAAUCGACCAACCAAUAUCGGUGGCGAUACCAUCCGAGGGGUUCUCAAAAGAAGAAGGCAAAUGGAUACCCUGUGUGGACAAGGGGUCUUUCAGAUCAGAUAGGUACUCACGAUUCCCGAGACAACGAGAUGAAGAUGAGCAAGGCUAUCUCCGAGCUGAUCAGUUUGGAAUGAGAUACCAUAAAGAAGAUCCAGAACCUGAUUACGAUGAAGGUGCCAGAACAAGCAAACGCUGGACUUGAAUAUAGAGAAAGGUUACCGGAACAAUUCACGAGAAAGGAAUAAUCUGGAUAAUUCUGAAUAUUAUUUACCAUAAUUGGGAAAUCCAUUACCUUUUGACCC